AUGGAUUGGACAGCACUUCCAAAGAUUGAGCUCCACGCUCACCUGAGCGGAAGCAUCAGCAGGCGCUGUCUUCAUGAGGUCUGGCUCAAGAAGAAAGAGGCUGGCGAGACGGACCUGGCAGAUCCUCUCAUCGAGAUGCCGGACGGGAAACAUGACUAUGACCUGAAGACCUUCUUCCCCUUGUUUUCGUCCUACAUCUACCACCUCGUCAACGACCUAGCCUCCCUCCAGUACACCACCCGCUCCGUCCUGCAGGACUUUGCCGCCGACGGCGUCGUCUACCUCGAGCUGCGCACCACGCCGCGCGCCCUCCCUCGGUCCAACCUCUCCAAAGCCGACUACGUGGCCGCCAUCCUCGAGACCAUCCGCGCGUUCCAGCAGGAGCAAGAAGAGCAGAACAGCAUCGGCGACAACCACCGCCGCCGCCUACACACCAACCUCAUCCUCUCCAUCGACAGGCGCAACACCCCCGCCGAGGCAAGCGAAGUCGCCCACCUGGCCGCGCAGUUCCACAACCGCGGCGUGGUCGGCCUCGACCUCUGCGGUGACCCCACCCGCAUGGGCAUCGAGGCCCUCCAGCCCGCCUUCCACGAGGCGCGGCGCCUGGCGCCUGGGCUCGGCGUCACCCUGCACUUCGCCGAGGCCGAGGCCAGCGGCACCGAUGCGGAGCUGCUUAUGCUGCUGCGGGAGUGGGCCCCGCAGAGGCUGGGCCAUGUCAUUCACCUGAGCGAGGCUGUCAAGCGGGAGGUGCGGGCGUAUGAGGCCGGGCUGGGGCUGGAGCUUUGUUUGAGCUGUAAUGUUCAUGCUGGCAUGGUCGAGGGCGGGUUCGAGGGACAUCAUUUUGGGGAGUGGUGGAAAGUCGAUGAGUGCACUGUUGUCCUGUGUACUGAUGAUGUGGGUGUUUUUGGAAGCCCCUUGUCGAACGAGUAUCGUCUCGUCGCCCAGCACUUUGGUCUGUCAGAAUCCGAUGUCCGGAUAUUGGCAAGGAAAGGGAUCGAAGUGAUCUUCGGUGGAGAGGAGGAGAAGCAGAGACUGAGACAGAUCAUGGCCUGA
Cryphonectria parasitica EP155 is the source of this 1053-nucleotide messenger RNA. Its product is annotated as Metallo-dependent hydrolase. The transcript is spliced from 5 exons. The coding region runs from base 1 to 1053 and encodes 350 amino acids. The record is from RefSeq and is a predicted model, not a curated record. NCBI's taxonomy places the organism in Eukaryota, Fungi, Ascomycota, Sordariomycetes, Diaporthales, Cryphonectriaceae. Gene Ontology annotation, molecular function: adenosine deaminase activity. Gene Ontology annotation, biological process: adenosine catabolic process; inosine biosynthetic process.